UUCUGCGCCAAGGAGAAAGUUCAGGAUCAACUUCGAUACCUUCGUCUUGCCUCCGCGAUCUUUCCGAGCUCUCCGGCUGCCUUCUCACCCUUCCACCGCAACCCGAGGAUGUCGUGCUGCGGAGGGAACUGUGGCUGCGGCUCUGGCUGCAAGUGCAGCGGCGGCUGCGGAGGGUGCAAGAUGCAUGCGGACCUGAGCUACACCGAGAGGACCACCACUGAGACCCUCGUCAUGGGCGUCGCUCCCGAGAAGUCAUACUUCGAGGGGUCCGAGAUGGAGGCCGGAGCCGAGAACGGGUGCAAGUGCGGCUCGAACUGCAGCUGCGACCCAUGCAACUGCAAAUGAAACGGAUCGCGACCUUGAAUUCAGCACCGCCGACCCGCCCCCCGACCGAAGGCAGAGACCGAGAGAUCGGAACUAAUCCUUAGCUUUAUGACAUGUUGGCGUUUUACUAUGUGUCCUUCGCCAUGUGGGUCUUUGUCUUGUGUGCUAGAAUAAAGCAGCCGCGGCUGGAUGUGUGCGACUGCAUCCUGAACUCCCCGGUUUAGGGUCUCCCCCCUUUGAUGGGGGGGUUGGCUUCAGCCGUGACUGGCUUUGGUGUUGUUUUUCUGCUUUCGUUCUUCCUUCUUUUUUUGUCGUCUCUGUGUAAAGGUCGUGUCCGAUCUGGGUGUCUCUGCUUCGGGUGGGUUGGUUUGUGUUGGGGUCAGAUAAUGAAAUGAUAAGGCGAUUGAAAGCUCUGUUCUUGCGGUCAAAAA
Messenger RNA from Syzygium oleosum, 755 nucleotides. Its product is annotated as metallothionein-like protein type 2. Bases 109 to 345 code for a protein of 78 amino acids. The record is from RefSeq and is a predicted model, not a curated record. Gene Ontology annotation, molecular function: metal ion binding. The transcript has 3 exons. NCBI's taxonomy places the organism in Eukaryota, Viridiplantae, Streptophyta, Magnoliopsida, Myrtales, Myrtaceae.